GCGGCCACUCGCUAGCCCGCGCCGUGAAACCCUUGCAGCCCGCUCCUGGGGAGCCCCCUUCUGCAGCCGCUCCGCUCCCCAGCGCUUCCAGUCUCCGCGCCAGGCUUACUCCUGGGCUUUGCAAGGAGCGGAUCCCACGCGGCUCGCUGGGAAGCUGCGACUCCUCGCGUAACCCGCCUCCCUUUGGAAGCGCUGAGCUCUGCCCCUGCUUUCCUCUGAACUUCGGGAAGUCUUCAGUGCAAAUCGGUGGGAAUUCUUAGCAGGCAUCCCCAACGAAAUGCCAGGAAGUCUGGUUGAAUUUUGAAUCAUGUUCGCAAAUAAAUCAUCCAGAAUCCCUGAGGAUGACAUCAGGCUGAGAAAAGACAGAGACCGAAAUUGUGCCAAUUUCCCAGAGCCUGUUAGUGUACUUGCUGCAAAGGAAGAGAAAAUGGAAAUUGAAGUCCCAGUCUCGGAACAUAAAAACAUCACUGUGAUGGCUGCCGCACAUUCCGUGGACAAUCAGGCCCACUUCUUUUCACCUAUUCCCAGUCACAAUGGACUUAAGGACAGGCAUGAGUCCCUGGAUAGUGAAGUUGCUAAAGAGAUCAGAUAUCUAGAUGAGGUGCUGGAGGCCAACUGCUGUGAUUCUGCAGCAGAUAACCCCUUCAAUGGGACAUGCUCCCCUGAGCCAAGUGCAAUGGUUAUGGAUGGCUUUGUUACUAGUGAAUCAGCACCCAAUGAAAAGGACAUCAUAGCAGCCGGCAGGCAAGCACCCCAAAUUGUUGAACAGAGUGAAACCAACCUAAUGGCUGAGAAACUGAAACCUAAUGGCCAUUCUUCAGAUGAACAGAAAGAGGAGCUUUGUGGCAGUCUAAAAACACCGGCGAGUCCAUGUUCUUCAACCAGUUCCAGAAGAUCUUCCAAGGACGGAGAACUAACUUUAACUACUAUUAAGAAAGAGGCUAAAUUUGAACUUAGAGCCUUCCAGGAAGAAAAGAAGCCAUCCAAGCUCUUUGACGAUGAUAACGAGAAGGAGAAUUACAGAGUCCGGAAAGUGAGGCCCUCGGAGGAAAUAAUAGAACUUGAAAAGGAGAGAAGGGAGCUUAUUAAAAGCCAAGCGGUAAAGAAGAAUCCUGGCAUCGCAGCCAAAUGGUGGAACCCGCCCCAAGAAAAGACACUGGAGGAGCAAUUAGAUGAAGAACACCUGGAGUCCCACAAGAAGUACAAGGAACGGAAAGAGAAACAACAGCAACAAAGCACGACACCAACGUCGCCAAAACAAGUGGCCUAUUCCUUUGUACCUCCAGAGCCAGCCUCUGUUAAAAAAGAAGAUAUUGUCACAGAACAGAUAGAUUUUUCAGCAGCCAGGAAACAGUUUCAGUUGAUGGAAAAUUCCGGUCUGUCUAGUAGCCAGACUGCACCAAGGAGAUCAGGGACACCCAGAAUGUUCUCUAUCAAACCCUUCUACAAACCCAUUGGUCCAUCGCAAUUAGACAGGCCAACAGUUCCCAUGACGAGGCCGGCUGCUGUAUGUGGGCAAACAGGACCACUUGAGAAUAAUGAUAUAACCAUUAUAAAAGCUCAGAAGGUCUCCUGUGUCUCAGAAGAUCAUCCUAUAACUAUUCAGAGUAGUCCAGAUGACCCAGUAAGAGAAUUGGCUGACAAUGAUGUCCCAAAGCCUGGUCAGACCACAAAGCUGUGGGCAGAUGACAGUGAAUUCAUGAGUGCGAGAGCCGUCUUUAUGGUGGUAAAGGACGAUGACCCGGGCAUUUUGGAUCAGUUUUCAAGGUCAGUCAAUGUGUCUUCUCCUCCAGAGGAGCUGGAUUCUGGUUUGGAUGAAUUGUCAGUGAGAUCUCAGGAUACCACAGUCUUGGAAACGCUUUCCAAUGAUUUCAGCAUGGAUAAUAUCAGUGACAGUGGCGCCUCUAAUGAGACGAUGAACGCCCUCCAAGAAAAUUCACUUGCAGAUUUCUCUCUCCCCCAGACUCCUCAAAUGGACACCCCCUCAGAGUGUCAGGGAGGUGUUUCCAAGUCAUUUAGUGACCAUGGCUUUGAUUCCCCUUCCUCCACAUUGCUAGACUCCAUGUUGGUUGAUGACCACCUGGACUACCAUGCUGGCCUACUAGUGCAAAAUGCAAUUCAACAAGCCAUAGCUGAGCAAGCUGACCUAGCAGGCUCUAAAGAAGUGACAGACAAAGAUGAGGAGAAGAACCCUGUCAAGGACCAAGAAGAAGUCAACAUGGCACCGUGUUCUGAGAAGCAGCAGAGCACGAUGUUUGAGCCACCCCAGGUGUCUUCUCCUGUUCAAGAAAAAAAAGAUACAAUACCAAAGACUUCACCAGAUGAAGACUCAGGACUCAGGGAAGGGAAGAUUUCCCAACAAUCUUCUGUAUCCCAUACCAGCCAGCCAUUUGUUGUGGAGCAAAUCAGGCCGGAGGUCAGCUAUUUUAGCAAGUACUCGGAGGCAGCUGAGCUUAGAAGCACUGCUUCCAUCCUGGCUACACAAGAAUCAGAGGUGACCGUGGGUCCUUUUAAGCUCAGGUCAAGAAAACAGCGGACUUUGUCCAUGAUAGAAGAAGAAAUCCGAGCAGCCCAGCAGCGAGAGGAGGAACUGAAGAGACAGAGGCAAGGUCUACAGAUGGCACGGAGUCCCAUCACAAAGAGUGCACCUCCGCUGCCCACCAGAACAGUGGCUUACAAAACUGCUCCAGGGAAGAUAGAGAAGAUCAGGCCUCCUCCCUCCCCAACCACAGAAAGUCCCCUCUCCCAGUCUGACCUACUGUCUGAGGAGGCUGCAGGAUCCCAGAGGCCCAAGAAUUUGAUGCAGACUCUUAUGGAAGAUUAUGAAACACACAAAACAAAGAGGCGUGAGAAGAUGGAUGACAGCAGUUAUACCUGUAAAUUACUGUCUAACAAGGUUACUUCAGAGGUCCUUGAGGCUACCAGGGUGAACCGCAGGAAGAGCGCCCUGGCGCUGCGCUGGGAAGCUGGAAUUUAUGCCAACCGAGAAGAGAGUGAAUAAUCCCCUUGCAAUAAAACGGGUGUUUUGGGACCGAGAAACCAAAAAUUAAAUAAAGCAGCAUCAUUUAAUCUGAUAUUUAUUAAAGAUACAACAAACUCUCAGAUUCACAGAGA
Messenger RNA from Pelodiscus sinensis (Chinese soft-shelled turtle), 3114 nucleotides. It is a transcript of the gene PALM2AKAP2, whose product is annotated as PALM2 and AKAP2 fusion. Lineage: Eukaryota; Metazoa; Chordata; Testudines; Trionychidae. Gene Ontology annotation, biological process: regulation of cell shape. The record is from RefSeq and is a predicted model, not a curated record. Gene Ontology annotation, cellular component: membrane.